CUAGCCCGUGCAGCAGUGAAGAAACAAGACGAAGGAGAAGAAGGUCGAUACUUCCGAUCGGCCGUAGGGAAAGGGUUUAGGGUUUUUAGAAGAGAAGUAGGGAGAGGAAUAAUCUAUAUUUUUGAUCCUUACGUAAGGGAGUUGGGGUCCCUUAUAUAGUAACAUAUGGAGUCCUCAAACCCUAAUAUUAAUUCUAACCUGUCGGUUCAAAAAAGGCGUCGAGGCCCUCUUCACUAUUUGGGCAUUCCGCAUGGUCAUCGUUCGGCCCAUCUAUGCUUGGGCCCGUAUCAAAUAAUCCAUGGCAAGUGGCUGAAGGAGCUAAAAGGGAAAAUUUAACGCAUUUACCACGCACUUGUAUAUCUAAAAAAAGAGUCAUGUUUAAAAUACUAAAAUCAUGAUUACAAACAUGACUCUUUUGUAGAACAGAGGUACUUUUAUUUUUUCGGCAUUUUCUUAUUGCAGAAUGUGGAGGGAAAUCAGACUUUUGGCAGAGACUAAACCUGUGGUUGCAUCAAUGGCUGAUGUGGCAGCUAGUGGUGGAUACUAUAUGGCAAUGGGUGCACAGGCUAUUGUGGCAGAAAACCUUACAUUGACGGGCUCAAUUGGAGUUGUUGCAGGUCGGUCUAACUACUAAAACUCCUUUCUGCAAUCUUUAUCUUGAUCUAGCUGACAUGAAGGAACAAAAUUAUUUGGGCUUGAUAUUUGGGUAAACAAAAAAAAUAUCGUCUCUCUUCAAGUAGAAUGACCAACAUCAUGUUUCUUAAUGAAAUGAGGUAUCUCAUCAGUUCUGCCACUUCUGGAAUCAGUCUAUUAUUGGUGCUAUCUCAUGGAAAUGACUAGUGAUCUAUGAAAUUAAAAUGCAAACGACACUCUGUGUAGGUUGACUUGUAUAUUUUCUCCAUUGUGGAUAAGUAAUGUUUGUAUUCACAAAAGACUUAUCUAUACUCUUUCCGUCCCAAAAUAGAUUUCCUCGUUCGACUUUCACAGAAUUCAAGAAAAAGUGAAAUUGUAUGGUGGAGGUUUAUGCAGAGGAGAGAGAAAUAAUGUGAACCACUCAUUUUUUCCUUAAAUCGAAAUUGACAUUUAUUUUGGGACAUCCAAAUAAGGAAAAUAAAUAAUUUAUUUCGGGACAGAGGGAGUUUACUUUUCAACCAAGCUUAAGAGGCGCCAAAGGCCCCUUUGCCCUUGGGUUAGAGAAUUAAGAAAACGUUAGUGGAUUCAAUCACAUUUUGGGGUAAUGUAACUUCCAUGAUCUUGUGUCGUGUACUCGUGCUUUUAUAAAGCUCAUUGCAAACAAGAUCUGGGGUGCAGACAUGCAGUAGUGUGCAUAUAAGGGGUUCUAAUCUUAAACUUGUUGGAAACUUUAUUCAGAGGUGCAGUAGUUUGCAUAUAAGGGGUUCUUCCAUUAGUUUAUUAAUCUAUAAGACUCUUAAGUCUGGAGUCCUCUAGGAUUCUUUUUUUCCUUUCUAGUUUUUACACAACUGUUUGCAGAUUUGAAUGUAUCCGUCACUGAUGUUUGGUGCUUGGUAUGAUGCAUAUUGCAAUCUUGUUACUUUCCUGUGGAAACUAAAUUAUUAUUGACCUUUUCGUCAGACAAAACACAUUUGCCUUUCUCAUUGCUACAUAAUGGUUUUUUGCUACUAUUGAAAAUCUCAUUUCUUCAUGCGGCUGCAGAGACUAACAUUCACUUCACUCUGUCUAAUCCUUUACGUAAUCUUUGAAGGGAAGUUUAAUCUUGGAAAAUUAUAUGAAAAGCUUGGCUUUAAUAAAGAGAUAAUAUCAAGGGGUAGGUUUGCAGAGCUUACUGCUGCUGACCAACGACCAUUCAGGCCUGAUGAAGCAGAACUAUUUCAGAAAUCUGCACAGAACACAUAUAAACAGUUCCGAGAUAAGGCAGCAUUUUCAAGAUCAAUGAAUGUAGACGAAAUGGAAGCAGUGGCACAAGGGAGGGUUUGGACUGGUAAUGAUGCAGUCAAACACGGCCUUGUUGAUGCAAUUGGUGGUAUUUCUCGUGCUGUCGCAAUUGCUAAACAAAAAGCCAAUAUACCUCAGGAAAGACAGGUUGAUGUUGUGGAGAUGUCAAGGCCUUCUCCAUCUUUGCCAGAAUUAUUGAGUAGUACGGGAAACAGUUUGGCCGGAGUGGACCAAAGCUUAAAAGAAUUGCUCAGUGAGAUGGCUUUUUCAGACGGAAUCCAAGCCCGCAUUGAUGGAAUCGUGCUUGAGAAAAUGGAAGGAGCUGCUCAUGGAAAUCCUCUGUUGAGGUUGAUAAAAGACUGCCUCAGUUCUUUAUGAAAGGUUACUUUUACACCUUCCAUCUCAACACUUGUUUGAAGUGCCUCUGUUUUGUUUUUACUAAAACCACAGGCUAAUGAGUUAUUUAGCUAUAUCUUCCCACUUGGGCAUGUCUAAUGGGUGCUUGUUUAGGAGUGGGAUAUGAUGAUGAGUGGAAGAGGGCGGUGGUUAGAGAGGGGUGAGGGCUAUGGAGAGAGGAACUUAAUUGGUUGAAGAAAAGGUGUGGGCCUUUUUUCCUUUGCUCUAUAGUUGGUUCUCUUUUUUUUCUGCAUCAUAUUCAACCCUAUAAAAUAUACUGGUUCUAUUGUGAUUUUUUUAAAGGAUGAAUGAAUUUACAUAUCCAAUAGAUUCUAUUAGUAUUUUUGCAUGACGUAAUGAAUAUCAUAAGGAGAUAGAGGGUAUAAGUUUGUAACACCCCAAUCCGUAUAACCCGGAAUUACACGAAUUAAGGUGAAACGAGGGAUAAAUAAAAAUUUCGCUUGACAUUUGAAAAUGACAAUUUAUUAUAAAUAUUAAAUUUACAGACUCUGGAUCGCGACCCAUUUAAAAAUAUUUUCAGAGUAAUGCGGAAGUACAAUAAUAAUCAAAUCAUGACAUAUUUUAAAAUAUGUUGAUCAGACAUUUGCCUGCUAUCCUUGCAUCUCCUCUGACUCAAUGCCCUCCGGGAAUGGUUCCAUCAUUGUCUUCUUGUUACCUACGUGUAGUCAACGAAAAAUACAAACUACACGCUCAGCGAAACCGCUGAGUGGUACCACGCUAGAAUUGUAGAAUGAUUCACAGACGUAUACAUAUACAUAUAUAUACGUCCACAAAUGUAUAAUAAUAUUCAUGAUAUGGCACAUUAUAUCAUAUGGUCAAUUUGAUGAUUCAUGAUGAUAAAUAUUCAAUAAUAAUUACAUGAUGGCACAAUUAAUCAAUUUGCUUGUGAGGAUGAUUACAUGAUACUCAUAUAAUCAAUAUACUUGUU
Messenger RNA from Cuscuta campestris, 3259 nucleotides. The record is from the annotation of a GenBank genome assembly. NCBI's taxonomy places the organism in Eukaryota, Viridiplantae, Streptophyta, Magnoliopsida, Solanales, Convolvulaceae.